ACUGGUGUGGCAAGUUGUCUCUCAGCCUGGGCAGGCAUUAACGUUUGGCUUGGCGUUACUCAAAAGCAAAAGAAAAGUAAACGGAAGAAGGAAGAACAAGGGAAAAGAUUGUCUUGAUUUUAAAACCAUGCAAAAACUGCAAAUCUGUGUUUAUAUUUACCUAUUUAUGCUGAUUGUUGCUGGCCCAGUGGAUCUGAAUGAGAACAGCGAGCAGAAGGAAAAUGUGGAAAAAGAGGGGCUGUGUAAUGCAUGUUUGUGGAGACAAAACACUAAAUCCUUAAGACUAGAAGCCAUAAAAAUCCAAAUCCUCAGUAAACUUCGCCUGGAAACAGCUCCUAACAUCAGCAAAGAUGCUAUAAGACAACUUCUGCCCAAAGCUCCUCCACUCCGGGAACUGAUUGAUCAGUACGAUGUCCAGAGAGAUGACAGCAGUGACGGCUCCUUGGAAGAUGAUGACUACCACGCUACGACGGAAACGGUCAUUACCAUGCCCACGGAGUCUGAUCUUCUAACGCAAGUGGAAGGAAAACCCAAAUGUUGCUUCUUUCAGUUUAGCUCUAAGAUACAAUACAAUAAAGUCGUAAAGGCCCAACUGUGGAUAUAUCUGAGACCUGUCAAGACUCCUACGACGGUGUUUGUGCAAAUCCUGAGACUCAUCAAACCCAUGAAAGACGGUACAAGGUAUACUGGAAUCCGAUCUCUGAAACUUGACAUGAACCCAGGCACUGGUAUUUGGCAGAGCAUUGACGUGAAGACAGUGUUGCAAAACUGGCUCAAACAACCUGAAUCCAACUUAGGCAUUGAGAUCAAAGCUUUAGAUGAGAAUGGCCAUGAUCUUGCUGUAACCUUCCCAGAACCAGGAGAAGAUGGACUGAAUCCUUUUUUAGAAGUCAAGGUAACAGACACACCAAAAAGAUCUAGGAGAGAUUUUGGGCUCGAUUGUGAUGAGCACUCCACAGAAUCUCGAUGCUGUCGUUACCCUCUAACUGUGGAUUUUGAAGCUUUUGGAUGGGAUUGGAUUAUUGCACCUAAAAGAUAUAAGGCCAAUUACUGCUCUGGAGAAUGUGAAUUUGUAUUUUUGCAAAAGUAUCCUCAUACCCAUCUUGUGCACCAAGCGAACCCCAGAGGUUCAGCCGGCCCCUGCUGUACUCCUACAAAGAUGUCUCCAAUUAAUAUGCUAUAUUUUAAUGACAAAGAACAAAUAAUAUAUGGGAAGAUUCCAGCUAUGGUAGUAGAUCGCUGUGGGUGCUCAUGAGAUUUAUAUUUGGUUCAUAGCUUCCUAAAACACGGAAGGUCUUCCCCUCAACAAUUUUGAAACUGUGAAAUUAUGUACCACAGGCUAUAAGCCUAGAGUAUGCUACAGUCACUUAAGCACAAGCUACAGUAUAUGAACUAAAAGAGAGAAUAUAUGCAAUGGUUGGCAUUUAACCAUCAAAACAAAUCGUAUAAUAAGAACUUUUAUGAUUUCCCGAGUUUUUGAACCAGGAGAUCAAAUUCCAUUUAUGUUCAAAUAUAUUGCAACAUAUGCCGGUGAAUGAAAGCAAUUCUCCUUGUCUUCCGGUGAAUUAAAGGAGUACACUUUAAAAUCUAUUUCUUUACAGUUUCACUUAAUAUUUACAGAAAAAUCUAUAUGUUGUAUUGGUAAAAUGCAGUAUUGUUAUAUACCAUUAUUUGAAACAUCCUUAAACACUUGAAUUUAUAUUGUAUGAUAGCAUACUUGGUAAGAUGAGAUUCCACAAAAUAGGGAUGGUACACCAUAUGCAAGUGACCACUCCUAUUCUGAUUGAUACAGUACAUUAACAGUUUAUGCCAAUGGUGCUAAUACAAUAGGCUGAAUGGGUGAUGUUAUCAGGUUUAUCAAGUAAAAAACAUUCAGUAAAGUAAUAAGUUUCUCCUUUCUUCAGGUGCAUUUUCACACUCCUCCCUAUGGGCAAUGGAUUUUCUAAAAAAAGAAAAAUCAUUUUUCUAGAGGUCUACAUUCAAUUCUGUAGCAU
Molecule: messenger RNA, 1994 nt
Organism: Dama dama (fallow deer)
Lineage: Eukaryota; Metazoa; Chordata; Mammalia; Artiodactyla; Cervidae
Gene: MSTN
Product: myostatin
Exons: 3
Coding region: 128-1255 (375 amino acids)
Biological process (GO): SMAD protein signal transduction
Cellular component (GO): extracellular region
Molecular function (GO): growth factor activity; cytokine activity
Source: RefSeq, a predicted model, not a curated record